CGCCGCCGAAGUGCUUCGUGCUCACACGCUCCCGCCGCCCGUCGCCGCAUUGGCUUCUGCCGGCUGGGCUGGCUGGGUUGGCAGAGCCGCACAACACUCGAUCAAGAAGGACUCGGCCGCCGGUCAAAUACGGCGAUCUUGGCCACUUUCCUUGGCCACUUUGCGCCGCGGAUCGUUUCCAUCCCACUUCCCAUCCACACGCAACUCCCAAUCCUCUCGGCGCCCGGACGGUCUUCCCCAUCCUCGCCGAACCCGACAAGACCGCCAAGACGAUGAAGUGCCGCAGCGUCCAAAAGCUUGGCCUCUUGGCCUCCCUCGGCGUCGGCGCCGCGGUUGCCACGCCCGACGGUGUGGUGCAGCUGGCGAUCCAGCGCCGCAACGUCGCCGACAGCCGGCCUAUCCUCCCGCGCGCGAGCAGCAGCCCCGUCCUCGAGCAGCUCCAGAACGACCGGAGCGAGGGCGCGUACAUGGCCGAAGUCAAGGUCGGCACCCCGCCACAGACUCUGACACUGCAGCUCGACACCGGCAGCAGUGACACGUGGGUGGUAUCCUCUGGCGCCGAGAUCUGCGAGCAGGGCCAGUGCGACCACGGGAGCUUCGACCGCUCCCAGUCGAAUUCCUACACGGUCCUCGCCAAAGACGCCUUCUCGACCCAAUACGCCGACAAGACCUCGGCCCAAGGCGACUACUUCAACGAUGUCUUCAGCAUCGGCAGCGUCACGCUCCAGAACCUGACCAUGGGCAUCGGGCUCGAAACCGACAUCCCCUUCGGCCUCGUGGGCGUGGGGUACCCGUCCAACGAGGCGGGCGUUGCCGAGGGCACGAUCGACGCGUAUCCCAAUCUGCCCCUGCAGCUGGUGAAAGAGGGCUUCACCAAUACUGUGGCCUUCAGCAUGUGGCUGAACGACCUGGACGCUAGCGCAGGCAACAUCCUCUUUGGCGGCAUCGACACGGCCAAGUUCGAGGGCCCGCUCACCCGCGUCAAGCUCUACCCAACACACAGGCAGUCCGCCGUCGACGAGUUCGCCGUCGCGCUGACUUCGGUGACCGCCGUCAGCAAGUCCGGCUCAGACAAGCUGGGCUCGGCCUCGUUCCCGGCGCCCGUGAUUCUCGACUCCGGCACGACCGUCUCGUUCCUGCCGGAGGACCUAGUCGCCGAGAUAUAUAGGGAGGCCAACGUGAUCACCGACGACUCCGGCACGGGCGCGGUGCCCUGCAGCUACGCCAACGCGCAGGGGUACUUCUCGUUCGGCUUCGGCGGACCCGGCGGCGCCGUCGUCAACGUCAGCAUGUCCGAGCUCGUGCUCGGCGUCGCCGGCACCAUCACCGGCGGGUCCCACAAGGGCCAGGAUGCCUGCACCUUCGGCAUCCAGGCCGUCUCCAGCAACGACACGUUUAUUCUCGGCGACACCUUCCUGCGCUCCGCCUUCGUCGUCUACGACCUCGUCAACAACGAGGCCGCCCUCGCCCAGACCAAGUUCAACGUGUCCGACUCCAACGUUAUUGCCUUCGCCAGCCUCAGCGCCACCGUGCCGAGCUCCACCCCCGCGCCCAGCCAGGACGCCAUCUCGCAGGGCGUCGUGACGGCUACGCCCGCGAGCUACGCCGCCGCCGCCGCCUUCACGGCGUCGAGCGGCGCGGCGGGGCCGCUGGGCCCGGGAGGCGGCGUUGCUGGCGUGGCGCUGGCCACGCUGGUGUCGUUUGGCGUUGGCGUCUUCAGCUUUUUCGUGCUCUAGAGAUAGAGAGGUUUGCAGCGGCAGCAGCGAGGUUUGCGGUGCAUUUCUAUGACUAGCGACAUUUGGGAGUCUAGUGGGCGAUUUCUUUUUCUUACAAGCUUUCUAAAUGCUAUACCCCUAAUUAGAUGUCGGA
Thermothielavioides terrestris NRRL 8126 is the source of this 1869-nucleotide messenger RNA. RefSeq lists its product as uncharacterized. The transcript has 3 exons. NCBI's taxonomy places the organism in Eukaryota, Fungi, Ascomycota, Sordariomycetes, Sordariales, Chaetomiaceae. The record is from RefSeq and is a predicted model, not a curated record. Gene Ontology annotation, biological process: proteolysis. Gene Ontology annotation, molecular function: aspartic-type endopeptidase activity. Bases 273 to 1736 code for a protein of 487 amino acids.